This is a messenger RNA of Heterocephalus glaber (naked mole-rat), 1003 nucleotides long. Its product is annotated as olfactory receptor 2C1. Gene Ontology annotation, molecular function: G protein-coupled receptor activity; olfactory receptor activity. Gene Ontology annotation, biological process: G protein-coupled receptor signaling pathway. The record is from RefSeq and is a predicted model, not a curated record. NCBI's taxonomy places the organism in Eukaryota, Metazoa, Chordata, Mammalia, Rodentia, Bathyergidae. Gene Ontology annotation, cellular component: membrane.
AUGGAAAUGGAAAAUGUGAGCUUUACCAACACUUUUACCCUGCUGGGCUUCUCAGAGUUUCCGUGGCUGGAGAGGCCCCUCUUUGUAGUUAUCCUGGUCUCCUACCUCCUCACCCUGGUGGGGAACAGCUCCAUCAUCCUUCUCUCCCUGGUGGACACCAGACUCCAGACACCCAUGUACUUCUUCCUGGACAACCUCUCUCUGCUGGACCUUGGUGUCACCUGUACCAUUGUACCCCAGCUGCUGGCCAAUCUUUGGGGACCAGACAAGACCAUUGCCACCUGGGGCUGCAUCACACAAUCCUAUCUCUUUCACUGGACAGCUUGCACUGAAUGUAUCCUGCUGGCCAUGAUGGCCAUUGAUCGGUAUGUGGCCAUCUGCCGGCCCCUCCAGUACACUCUCAUCAUGCAUCCCUGUGUGUGCAUGCAGAUGGCAGCUGCCUCCUGGUUCAGUGGCCUGGCCAAUUCUCUUCUCCAAGCAACACUCACCCUGCAGCUCCACCUCUGUGGACACCACACCCUGGACCACUUCUUCUGUGAGAUACCUGUGCUUAUAAAGCUGGCCUGUGGGGACACCUCUGCUAAUGACCUGGCCCUGGCUAUAGGAGCCAUCCCAUUUGGAACGUUGGCCCCCUUGCUGGUAGUCAUCUCAUACACCUUCAUUGCUAGGGCUAUACUGAAGCUAUCUUCAGCUGAAGGAAGGCACAAGGCACUCAGCACCUGCAGUUCCCACUUGCUGGUGGUCACCAUGUACUUUGGUCCUGCCAUCUACAUGUACCUCCAGCCUUCAGAUAAGAGUUCCCAGGCCAAGUUCAUGUCCUCGUUCUACUGCAUUGUCACACCAGUGCUCAACCCACUCAUAUACACACUGAGAAACAAGGAUGUGAAAAGAGCCUGGAAGGGGAUCCUGCAAUCACUGCAUGGGAUGAAGUCCUAAAUGCCAGAUGCAGGAUAUAAAAUCAACAUUAAAAAGUCAAUAGCUGGGCUAGGGAUGUAGCUCAGUG